Trichosporon asahii var. asahii CBS 2479 is the source of this 1785-nucleotide messenger RNA. RefSeq lists its product as uncharacterized. Lineage: Eukaryota; Fungi; Basidiomycota; Tremellomycetes; Trichosporonales; Trichosporonaceae. The transcript is spliced from 2 exons. Bases 1 to 1785 code for a protein of 594 amino acids. The record is from RefSeq and is a predicted model, not a curated record.
AUGAGUGCUGCAUCCUCAGUACAACAGCCGCGACACCGGCGCGGCUCCAACUCUGCCUCGAUGAGCAACUCUUCAGAUUCGGCAUCGCUCCGAUCAGCGGCAGCCUCCUGGCAAGCCUCUGUCAGGUCAGGGACGUCGAAGACGUCAAAGGAGAAGAGUGGAGGACUAUGGUCUCGUCGAGGGUCUGUAGCGCCAAAAAGCCUGCGCUCGACCCGCUCCAGAGGCUCGACGCGCUCGGGCCAGCGUGAAGGGUCCAUCACCUCUGGCUCUGAGCAAGCCUUUGAGAUGACGGCUGUUCCCUUAGGUGGCCGAGGCAAGAAGAAGGUCGUCAUCGAAAACGAAGCCGCCCGCCAAAGUCGCGCUAAGGCAGACGCCGCAAUGGCAAAGUGGAGAAAAUGGAUCGUGGAGGAGCAGCCUCGCGCCGAGUUCGACAACCCACUGCAACCAUCACGGUCGAUGUCAAUCACUCUGGGAGCGAAUGCAGGACCCUCAUCCGAAUACUCGCCGUUGCGUUCCAUGACCCCUAACGCACCGCCCAGCGCCCUGCCAGCGCACCUUGUCAGCUCCCCACCAGGCUCGUCUCGCCAAAAUUGGGCUGACACGGUUGGAACGGUCUCAUCAGUGAACUCCUACGCAUCUGCAAGUUCGUCACGAAACGUUCCAUCAACACCGAGCCAACUGCAGCACCUGCCAGGCGUCCAGGACAUCUACACCACCGAGUCUGUUCGACAACUCCGAGACGUCGAACUGGCCAUCGAUCCUGCGUUUUACGGUCAAGGAACCGUGAACGGACGCCGAUUGUCGACUCACCCAAGAAUGUCCGAGAGGGAGAACCCUUUCCAUUCGAUCCAUGCCUUGAUCUCGCGCCGAGGAAUUCGACCCUUCGUGUUGGAGCUCGUCCAAGCUCUCGGAGCAUUCAUCGACGCCGUGUGGUCCGUUUGUCAUCCCGGAAAAGCAUGUCCAUGGGCCGGCGUUCCGACCAUUUCGCGACGCCCAUCUUUCGCCGGAGCGCUGCAGCAGUCAAAGACGUGGUGCAGCUGGACGCUGGCUGCCGUGCAGGAGGGGAAGCGUCAGGGAUUCCUCAACAGCCCACCGACAGAAAAGGAUGUGACAUUCUGGAACCGCGAGGUUCGGUAUGGUCUGCGAGACAUCGACGAAGCUGUCAAUCGACGCAAGGAUCUCGGGUGGGCUUUUGGGAAAACGGUCAUCGAAGGGCAAUACGGCGACAUCACCGCUUCCAACGUUUUCGCGCAUGAUGGCGUAUCGGCAGGCAACAUUGCGAGACUUCUGAACGACCUCGAGGAGGUGUUAUGGGGUGACGCGAUCCCGGCGCCAUCGGACCUUGCGUAUGAGCACGACCCCGACUUUGAUCCCUUCUCCGUAUAUCGGGAGGGCGACGAGCUUAUUGGUGUGGAAGUCCCACGCCAGCCCGAAUUGCGCGAAGCAGAGUUACGAAGAGUCUUUGGAGACUUCCUGCCGACACAGGCCAUACCGCCAACGUCCCCAGUGUCUCCGGUGCCUCCGGGAACGCGAAAGAGCUCGGGGUCCGCUGGUCGCCCAAGCAUUCCGUCGUCGCCAGUGCAAGAAGCUGGUCCUUCGAGACAGGCACAAGGUUCCCUGUCCGGUCCUAGCGGCGACGGCAUGCCAGACCUAGACAUGUCGGCUCUCGGUGCACUGCAAGACUUGUCGCUCGAGGAGAAGCUGCAGCUCGGCAGGAAGCGGCACCAGGAGUAUCUGGAGCGAGUGCGCGCCGAGACAGAGGGCGCUAAGGGGGCGUUGGCGUAG